GCAGUAUAUAGAAACAAGGAAGGUUCACAGAUUGCACCACACAUGAGAGGCCACAGACGUCGUUGUCAUCUUGCAAAGCUUUCAGAGGAAACAAAAAAACAAAUUGAAGCAUUCUUUCCUUUCUAAAAACAUUUGUUCAUUGCUGCGCAGCAAUAAACAGGUGCCACUGAUACGUGCAUUCUCAUUCUUUCUGAUAUGAAAUGCUUCCAUCUGCUCGCGUGCAAGCAAGUCCCUACUGUUACCCACAACUGUUAAUUGAUGCAAGAAUGAACUAAGUAUGCCAGCAACAUGCUCUGUGAAGGUACAUUUCUCGGUGAUGUAGGCUAAAAAUGUGAAGUGAGGGGAUAAGUAUGCUAAAUCACCUUCAGGCUUCAAGUACAUUUAUUGAUAAUCGCGUUGAUCAGUUGGAACCCCUCCCACGGAAAUGCUCUGAAUCUCUUGCUGAGCUGCUCGUAACAGCCUUUACGCCAGCAAAGUAUCUGUGGUAAUAAUGGGCUGCCCUCAGCCAACUUUUCCAGGCUUUAUGAUGAUAUGAAUAAAAUGAUCAGUGCAAUGGCAAAACACGGAAAAAGGCAUUUUUAGGCUUUAAAAAUUCAGUAUAGGCACUAACAUUAAAAUAUGCGUUGAUAGACAUGAUGAAGGUGCCUCUAAAAUAUGACAUUUUGCCUAGGGUCCCGCUCUCUCUUGUGAUGAGACGUGUAUGUACAGAGAAGUACAACACAUGUAAAUACAGUCAAGGAUUCUGUAUAACGUACAGUAGUGUAUAGUGUACAGUGCACAUACACAGCAGUACAUAUGUAAUCAUCGGUCCACAAAUUGGUAGUCUAAAUGAAAAGAAAAAAGAUAAUAAAAUCAAAGAAUUCACAAUCAUAUGCAUAUAUUCCAUUAAGAUGUCUGUGCAUGUGCCAGAUACCUGCGAACGGACGUUAUAUAUGUGCUGAUUUUAUUCGUACGUGCUGUGUUGUUUUACCACGCAGUGCAAAGGUGCGCUCACUGGCACUUGGUAAUUUUUCGGCCAAAAUUUCGUGCUGUAUUAUUAUAACUCGGCGCAUCCGGUGGCAUAUAUACCCAGCUGCUCAGGAAAGAAGAAAUAUUAGAAAAAGAAGCCGUUGAAUGUCAUAUGCGUGCUCUUCCUAAUUAAGAGACUGUGUGCUGCUUUUAAAUAUUCCUAUCAGCCUACAUUAUACGUACAGGUUUUACGUCGUGAUCAAACGCGUCUUAUUGCACAAAACAUACGCAGGCUUUGUUUUAGGGGUGAACAGUUUAACCAGCUUGCUGUGUGUAGCUCCGAGACAGCACGCUAGGGCUCGUCCUGUCGUUAUAUAUGCUUUCAUAUAUGUGAUCGUGUGCUUUUGUGGCGCUCAAUUCACGAUUCUUUCAUAGGCAAAGGAAGGUGCGCUUGGAAAACAAACGGCGCGCGCAGAUUAAACAGCGCUAGCGAAACGAAUCUGGCUCUUCCGCGCGUAGCGUAUUCCCUAGCCUUGAAGCGUGUUUAUCCCUGUGCAUAUUCCCUAGCUGGCAUCAACACGGCGAUGCCUUGCCACACAAAGCUUCAGUGACAGCAGCUGACAGCCGCAUACGAGCAAAGAAUUGGUAUACGGAGCAACUCCGUGCCGUAAACACCACGUACGGUUUAGUUUACCGUUAAGUCGAUCGCACACUGCCUUGCAGCGAUACGGUCGAUACGUACGGCGAUAUAGCCUGUGACAGCUGCACACGGGGCCUUUCCAAAAUACCAUAGCAUCAGCCAUGUCUGCAGACCUGACUGUGGCACUUUCUGCAUUCACUGUUGACCUCUACAAGCAGGUACUUGCAAAGAGUGGCGGAAUGAAAAACAUAGUCGUCUCCCCAUUCAGCAUUGCAGCCGCAUUGUCAAUGACACUUGCAGGAGCCAGACAACGCACGGCCGACGAAAUUGCAAGUGUCCUGCAUACAAGAGACAACUUGAUCCACUCACAGUUCUCCGAAUUCUUUGCCAUAGUUUCAACCUAUUCACCAGAUGUUGUGCUCGAGGUGGCCAAUUGUUUGUACGCAGAAAAAACUUGCGACAUUCUUGAAGAGUAUCUUGUCACAUUGAAAACGUUUUACAAUAGCGCUGUGGUGCCGGUGGAUUUCAGAAACGAGGCUGAAGCGGCAAGACUUGCCGUCAAUUCUUGGGUAAAAGAAGCUACAAAAUCAAAGAUUGUUGACUUUUUUCCCUCUGGUGUGCUGGAUUCUGACUGUGUACUUGUCUUGGUGAAUGCCAUUUACUUCAAAGGUCUGUGGGACAAGCAAUUUAAUGCUGAAGCAACAGCUCUUAAGAACUUUCACCUCUCAAAAGAAGCAGCAAAAGAAGUUCACAUGAUGUACAAGCUGGCAGAGUUCAAGGUCAAUGUGGAAUGUGGUGACUUGAAUGCUGCUGCCAUUGAAAUACCGUACAAAGGCAGCAAGACAUCCAUGGUGAUACUUCUUCCUCAUGAAGAGGAUAGCCUUCCGCAGCUUGAGGCUGCACUAACUCUGCCGAAGCUGUUGGACGUUGUAAGGGGACUUGAAACAGCUCUUGUUGAACUCAGUCUUCCACGUUUUAAGAUUGAACAGAGUGUGGAUAUAAAACAAGUGCUUCAGUCAAUGGGUGUACAGGACUUGUUCUCGCACAGAGCUGACCUCUCCGGGAUAAACGGGAAAAAAGACCUUUUUGUUUCGGCUGCCUUCCAUAAGGCUUUUGUGGAAGUUAAUGAAGAAGGUACAGAGGCGGCAGCUGCUACGGGAAUAGUGAAAAAGAAAAAGAAAAAAUGUAUCAUUAGCACAAUCCCUUUUGUUGUUGACCACCCUUUCAUGUUUUUCAUAAAAAGUCAUGACCCAGACGUGAUUCUUUUUGCUGGCUCAGUGCGAGAUAUGCCUAGUGCAGAGUGAUGUGUGAAGCAUUUAUCUCCAGCUUUAGGAUUACCUUUAUGGAAAUUCACAUAAUGCCGAAUUAUUUCUGCAUAGGAAAAAAGACAAAAAAGUGCUUUUAUCAUCUCAUACCAAGUACAAAGGCAUUAAUUUGAUGCUCACAUCUUCUUUAAAUGUGAGCUGUCGUGAAUACCACGACUUGCUAAUAGGCGUUGCGGGAACCUAAUGUUGCUCUGUGCAUUAGACUUUCUGGUACUGAUAACUCUUCAUUGCUUAGCAAACGCGUAACGGUGACCUUCCUUGAAGGUUUUGACCGUCCAGGAGAUGCUACUUUCUAUAUUUAAUAUAGUUGAAAGAUGAGCUGGUGACUUAGGCCAGCACCUAUGGCAGAUAGUCACUCAUACUUGAUUACCAAAUUUAUAGUGCCAAAUAUCUGCACCAUUUGUUAUUGGUGUGAAUAUAAUUUACUACACCUUAAAAAAAGUCUUUGUUCCUGUUGCCACUAUUUAGUAUGAAGUCAGUGGGUGUGCUCAGGGCUGGGCGUGAAUCAGCUGUAUGGUCAAAUACGCUCGCACUAUUUUUGAAGGCACAAGUUGAUGUCAUUGUUAAAACAUAAUAACUACAACCGCUGCAGCUGGAGAAACUACGUCAAAGUAUGAAACAUCGCAGAACACAUGAAGCGGGCUGCUGUGCUCGCUGUACUACACUAAUAAAGAAACAUCUUUCCUUCGCACCAAGCCAACUUGUUCUUUGAAAAGUUUAGAUUGUGCUUUGAAAGAUGCUUCACGUGAACAAGUUCCCAGAGGGGCACUCAUGUGUAGUGCGUCUCAAGAUAACUUGACUUCCUAAAGCGUUUGAGCAUUUUGAUAACAGAGAACAAUUUGGGCAAUCCUGUGUCUAUGAAGUAGCAAUCAAACACUAUUUGCUACAGGUGUGAAAUCUUGUCAAAUGUAUUGCUGGGAAUCUAGUGCUUUCUUGCUCUUUCAUUCUGGCUUGAACUAAUACGAUUUAAUCAGUGUAACUUACAAAUUGGUGAGGUAACAUAAGCGGUUUAUCUUAAUAUAGAGUAUGUGAUGUUACUAAUGGUGCGGUGGUUAUCCUGAAUCUCAUUUGUUGCAUCUUGUCAAGAAGAUAUGGAAGGUGUUUGCUAGGUUCAAAUGAGGUCUCUAUAACAGUAGUGAGAAUAUCUCUUUCUCUCUGAAUGAUCUUUUAUGAACCACCAAGGCUGCAGAAGGAUAGAAAGUUGGGCGAGUUGGUACGGUAACGUAAUCUUUGAUUGUAGCGCUAAGUGACACAGAGACUAGAAACAGACAGGACGAGCUGCAGGCUGCAUGUAGCUUAUACAAUACUGAUUGAAACAACGUUUUUGAUACAAUGCUGUAUCACCAUGGCUCCGUUCCAUUCAUCAUGUGUUAUUACGGUGGUGCCAAGUGUUGCUGUAUAUUAUAACAAUGCAAGGUGGCUAGUAUAACCCAACUUGAAGAGAACUGUAAAGGAUAAUACUAAGUGGAUAAGUUACAGUACUACUCCAGUACUAUAUCCCAAUGUUUCUUAUGUGCUAAGAGAUUAUACUUAGUCAUUGAAAAUUGAAGAGCUCAUUUACGACAGAUUAAAAAAAGACGAAUAAAUAUCUUUGUUUUUGUUUUGGGCCGAAUAUUGUGCAUUUGUGGCACUUCCAGGUGGCUAUCAUCAUAGCACCACAUUUGAUGGCAAGCUUGCCUGACUCAUGAGAAAAAUAAUUAUGAAUAUAUAUCCUCACGGUUUCAGACAAUGAGCACUCAGUGUUGCAGUACAUACAGGUAUUUUCUAACUUAUUGGCACAAAGGGCAUUGACCGUUUUAUUACAUUUGAACUGUGGUAAAUUUCAGUAGCAUAAGCAACAUAUACAACAGUGUUGCCAGCUUUUGAUUAAAAAAUCCCAGUAGCUUGACAGACUACAUGAGACUAAUUUAAGCUUCUUGUCCAGAGUGUCAGAACAAAAAUCUGUUAUGUGUAGUUCUUACAAGUAAAAUGAAUACUUGGAAAAGAUGCGAAACACAUAGCCAUGUCAGCAACAAAUGUUACUGAAAUGAGCACCCACUUUUUUCUUGCAGCAGGAUGAGGAAUGUCUGAUAGCACAAGAUAUAGUACAUGUGAUAAAAGCAAUGUUUGCCUCACUGCGCCCUGACCUUGCACAGUGAACUGUGUUCAGAUAUUGUUGGUUUUUUAAGAUACUAUUGUUCUGUACUUGCAUUUUUGAUGAUGCUGCCACCUUUUUCUUGCCUUCCUUUUGCUAAAAGGGCAUUAAAAAUCCACCAAAUAUCUUAUGACUCUCCUAAAUAUGUGCUAAGGAGAAAAUAACAUCAGCUAUAAUAAGCAGACCUUCUUAUGUAGUACACUUAGCAAAUAUUGCAUUGAUGGCAGAAACACUGGAAGAGAAAUGGGAACUGCUGCUUUUGUCAGCCUAGUUGCGAGGAAAUCUAAUGUGUGCUUUCUAAUAUGUGUACAUCUUUGCGUGCUGAUCGACUCUGCUUCCCGCGGUGAAUUUCAGCAGUGUGCCAGCUUGCUGAAUUUGUGCGGAGAGUAAGUUUCUACUGGACUACAUAGAGAUCUGUAACAUCACGUAAUAUCAUGCUCGAACACAUUGUAAAUGUGAAUAAAAUAAGAAAAAUGUUC
Molecule: messenger RNA, 5526 nt
Organism: Dermacentor andersoni
Lineage: Eukaryota; Metazoa; Arthropoda; Arachnida; Ixodida; Ixodidae
Product: ipis-1-like
Molecular function (GO): serine-type endopeptidase inhibitor activity
Source: RefSeq, a predicted model, not a curated record